UUUUUCUUUUCUUUUUUAAGUUGUUGUCAUUAAUGUUUUGCUUCUUCUUCCUCAUAAAAGCUCGUGCCAUUUUUUGCAAACUGUUUCUUUUUUAUUUUUUGCUGUUUUUCUUACCCUCGUCGCAAAAUCAGGAGAUUAGAAUCCAAAAAGAGUUAUAUUAUGGGAUUCUUUUACACUGGUUAAUUAUUUAUUUAUUAUUUUGGUCAGUUCUUCUGGUUUCCGGGUCAGAAAAAACAGUAACAACCAGCAACCACCGCUGUAGCAGGAGCAGCAACAGCGUAGAAACCUGAAUUAAAACUCGUGAUUGGUGAGCACUGGUCAACAUCAAACACCAACAGCAAACCACCAGUAAGUUGAAGAAGAAGAAAAUGGGCCACCGCAGGCCAAUUUAUUAAACAAUCGAGUUGUUUUACAUAAUAAAAAACGAAGCCAUGGGAAGAACUCUGCUACAACUUCUACUUCAAAUACCUCCAAUUUUAUUACUAUUCUUGAUUCACUACACGCUAGCCCAGCAAGCUUUCUUGAACUCCACUAUCGAACGCUCUGCAUUACUCGAUCUCCGCUCGUCUUUAGGUCUAAGAGGCACGGACUGGCCCAUUAAAUCCGACCCCUGUAGAACCUGGAACGGGGUUCACUGCAAGAACGGCCGUGUCACCGGAAUUAGCGUAUCUGGGUUUAAACGGACCCGCAUUGGCCGUUUGAAUCCCAGUUUUCGAGUUGAUUCGCUCGUUAAUUUGACUUUCCUGGAGUUUUUUAAUGCUUCCCGGUUUUCACUUCCCGGUGCAAUUCCAUCUUGGUUAGGUUACCGGCUUGGUUCUCUUCAAGUUCUCGAUCUCCGGUUUAGUUCAGUGAGUGGUUCAAUUCCUGAGUCAAUUGGUAGUUUAACUGCUCUCAAUGCUUUGUAUCUCUCUAAUAAUAGACUUGUUGGUAGUAUACCUUCUGCAUUGGGGCAGCUGGAGAAAUUGUCAGUUCUUGAUCUUUCAAGAAAUUCACUUACUGGUCAAAUACCUAGCGCUUUUGGGUUGCUUAAAAAUCUGUCAAGACUCCACGUUUCUUCUAAUUACUUAUCCGGGCCAAUUCCAUCUAGUUUGGGUAGCAUUUCUACAUUGCAGUUCUUGGAUUUAUCUGAUAACAGUCUUGCAGCUUCAAUUCCUGUCGAAUUGGGUAAUCUUUCUCAAUUGGUUGAGCUUAAUUUUACCAGAAAUUCACUGUCUGGGUCAUUGCCGGUUGAGUUUGCAGGAUUGAAGAGUUUGCAAAGAUUGGAAAUUGGGGAUAACGGAAUAGAAGGUGGUUUACCUGAAGGUUUGUUUUCUAGUCUUGAUAAAUUGGAAGUUGUGGAUUUAAGUAGGAAUAAAAUAGACAGUGCUGUUCCUGGUGCAUUGUUAUUAUUGCCAAAUUUGCUGGUUCUUAAUUUGUCUGAUAACAACUUUACUGGUACUCUGCCGAAUGUUAGUUCAAAUGGAAAUUCCAAUGGUGCUUUGUUUGAUAUUUCAAAUAAUCUGUUGUAUGGAAAUUUGGUUGCUCCAUUUAGGCAUUUUAGUUUCAUUGAUCUGUCUGGUAAUUAUAUCCAAGGGAAGAUUCCAGAUGGUGGUCAAAACAACAUUAGCCUUGACAGGAACUGCCUUCAGGCUGUGUCGAAUCAGAAGAGUUUGGAGGAUUGUAAAUUGUUUUAUGAUGCUAGAGGCUUAAGUUUCGAUAAUGUUGGCGCUGCAGAGCCGAUACAACCACCAUUGCCUGAACCUGCUCCAAAGAAAAGGAAACGAUGGAUAUACAUUUUGACGGGAUUGGUGGUUGGAGUUGCCUUCAUAGUGCUUUUGGUAGUGGUGAUGGUGAUUUUACUUAGGAAGUGUGAUAAAAGAACUAACAAUCAAAGAGGCAGUGCUAAUGUGGGGCCUGUUCCAGAAGGAGAUAGUCUGUCAGUUCCCAAGGAUCCUACUAUAAUAUCUAGUAUGAGAGAUUCAUUUACUUAUGAUCAGUUGCUUUCUUCAACUGGUGCAUUUAGUGAAACAAAUCUUAUUAGGCAUGGUCAUUCAGGAGAUCUCUUUCGGGGUUUUCUAGAUGGAGGAUUCCCCAUAGUUGUCAAGAAAGUGAAUAUCUGUUCAAAAAAUGAAUCAUACACGAUAGAAUUGGAAUUGUUCAGUAAAUAUUCACAUACAAGAUUGGUUCCGUUCUUGGGGCAUUGUUCAGAGAAUGAGAACGAGAAGCUUCUGGUCUACAAAUAUAUGCUCAAUGGAGACUUGGCUAGUUCCUUGUAUAGAUUACGAGAUUCGGUGGAUGACAGUUUGCAGUCUUUAGAUUGGAUUACAAGACUCAAAAUUGCUAUAGGAACUGCUGAAGGCCUUUCAUAUCUACAUCAUGAGUGCCACCCUCCCGUUGUUCAUAGAGAUAUUCAAGCAAGCAGUAUCCUUCUUGACGACAAAUUUGAGGUGCGAAUUGGAAGCCUGAGUGAGGCCCGUGUCCAGGAAGGAGAAUCUCACCACAGUAAGAUCACAAGGUUUUUGCGGAAGCCACAAUCCUCCGAACCAGGCCCUUCCGGUUCAUCUUCGACGAGUUGUGCUUAUGAUGUAUAUUGCUUCGGAAAGGUGUUACUUGAACUCAUAACAGGCAAACUUGGCAUCAGUAAAUCAGAUGACGCCUCUACAAAGGAAUGGUUGGAUCAUACAUUAGGAUACAUCAGUAUAUAUGACAAAGAAUUGGUGACAAAGAUUGUUGACUCAUCUCUAAUGAUAGAUGAAGAUUUGCUGGAAGAAGUAUGGGCCAUGGCCAUUGUGGCCAGAUCAUGCCUUAACCCGAAGCCGUCAAAACGCCCUCCAAUGAAAUACAUACUGAAGGCCUUAGAAAAUCCUUUGAAAGUUGUGAGAGAGGAAAGUUACAGUUCAGGGAGGCUACGAGCAACUUCUUCUCGGAGAUCAUGGAGUACGGCUUUCUUCGGUAGUUGGCGACACAGUUCAUUGGAUCACGCUGCCAUCAUCACUAACCGAGAAGGUUUAAGUGGCUUGAAGCAAGCAGGAAGAGUAGGAUCUUAUGGAAGUAGUGGAAUUGGACAUUCAUCAUCGAAUAAAAAAUUAUCCAAUGACAUUUUUCCUGAGGCGUUGGAGAUGCAAGAUAUGGAUCAACAAGAUGAGCAUUAGCUUGCAUUGGUCGAGUUCUAACGAAUUAUUUUCCAUAACCUUUAAUCAGUGAGACUGCUUGAUGAAGGUUGUUUCUGGUGGAUCACAUGUUUUGGAAGCAUAUACUUAAAAGUGGUUAUUGAAGGGGGUCCUGGCAAAUAGACAGAACAAAGAAGUUCUAUUUUUUGAGAUUUCUUUUCCAGGUUUUCAAAGCUUGUUAGUUUCUCAACAAGCUGCAAUUAAUCGCUGCAAUCAGAUUGUCUGCAUAGUGUGAAAUAUCUAGCUCUACCAGAGAUGAGAGUUUCUCGUUUGGGCUGUUCUGUCGCACCUGCCAAAUGCGAACAUUUUCUGCGUUCAGAAUCCAAAUUCUGUAUACAACUGUAGAGAUGUGUUUUUCCUUUUUGAAUUACCUAAUUUUUUUAUUUGAAAUUACAAAAAGCGUAAGAAGAAUAGAAACACAGUCAUAAGCUUUAUGCUGCA
This is a messenger RNA of Mercurialis annua (annual mercury), 3590 nucleotides long. Its product is annotated as probable LRR receptor-like serine/threonine-protein kinase At2g16250. Gene Ontology annotation, biological process: protein phosphorylation. The record is from RefSeq and is a predicted model, not a curated record. Gene Ontology annotation, molecular function: protein binding; ATP binding; protein kinase activity. Gene Ontology annotation, cellular component: plasma membrane. The coding region runs from base 432 to 3131 and encodes 899 amino acids. The transcript is spliced from 5 exons. NCBI's taxonomy places the organism in Eukaryota, Viridiplantae, Streptophyta, Magnoliopsida, Malpighiales, Euphorbiaceae.